Xiphophorus couchianus (Monterrey platyfish) is the source of this 1855-nucleotide messenger RNA. It is a transcript of the gene arpc1b, whose product is annotated as actin related protein 2/3 complex, subunit 1B. The coding region runs from base 190 to 1332 and encodes 380 amino acids. The transcript has 10 exons. Gene Ontology annotation, cellular component: actin cytoskeleton; Arp2/3 protein complex. The record is from RefSeq and is a predicted model, not a curated record. Gene Ontology annotation, molecular function: actin filament binding. NCBI's taxonomy places the organism in Eukaryota, Metazoa, Chordata, Actinopteri, Cyprinodontiformes, Poeciliidae. Gene Ontology annotation, biological process: Arp2/3 complex-mediated actin nucleation.
CUCUCUUCAGCUUCUGCUCUGCUCUUCCUGAGCUCACUCUGUCGUUGGCGUUCGCGUUGACUGGCCAGAGUCCGCGAGCCGAGCACCCUCUGUCUCCCAUCUCUGCAACUCUAUUCAUCACCGUCCUUCCCUCUGGUUCGCAAGGUUCCUCUCCCCACUUCCUGAUCUGAUUCUGGCAUCUGAUUGGCCAUGGCGUACCAUAGCUUCCUUCUGGAACCAAUUAGCUGCCAUGCGUGGAACAAAGAUCGGACCCAGAUUGCCCUGUGCCCCAAUAACCAUGAAGUUCACAUUUACAAGAAAGAUGGAACCAAGUGGACCAAAAUCCACGAGCUGAAGGAGCACAAUGGACAGGUAACAGGUAUUGACUGGGCUCCAGACAGUAACCGCAUCGUCACUUGUGGUGCUGAUCGUAACGCUUACGUGUGGACCCUGAAGGAGGGAUCAUGGAAGCCCACCUUGGUCAUCUUGAGGAUCAACCGGGCUGCUCGCUGUGUGAAGUGGUCACCAAAGGAGAACAAGUUUGCCGUUGGCAGCAGUUCGAGGCUCAUUUCAAUCUGCUACUUUGAGCAGGAAAAUGACUGGUGGGUGUGCAAGCACAUCAAGAAGCCGAUCCGUUCUACUAUUCUGAGUCUGGACUGGCAUCCUAAUAAUGUGCUCCUGGCUGCUGGAUCCUGUGAUUUCAAAUGCAGGGUGUUCUCAGCCUACAUAAAGGAGGUGGAGGAGAAGCCUGGCCCCACUCCUUGGGGCAGCAAGAUGCCAUUUGGGGAGGUGCUGUUCGAGUCUGGAGGUACUGGAGGUGCUGCUCCGUCAUCAAGUGGAGGUGGCGGCUGGGUGCACAGCGUGUGCUUUUCUCAUUCUGGCAACCGUUUGGCCUGGACGUCCCACGACUCCACAGUGUCAGUAGCUGAGGGAGGAAAGACGGGCACGGUGAGCAGCCUGAGCUCGGAAACUCUUCCUCUCCUGUGUGUUACCUUCAUCACUGAGAACAGCUUAGUUGCUGCUGGUCAUGACUGUUACCCGAUGCUGUAUGUAUAUGAUGGUGCAAAUGCCAGCUUGACAUUUGGUGGCAAGUUGGAUGUUCCCAAGCAGGCAGCUUCGAAGGACAUCAGUGCCAGGGAACGCUUUAAGAACCUGGACCGUCGAGCCUCUGAGACUCAGAGCACUGACAAGGACCUGAACACGCUCCACAAGAACAGCAUCAGCCAAAUGUCAGUGCUGGAGGGAGGAAGAAACCAGUGCACCAAAUUCUGUACCACUGGCAUGGAUGGAGGAAUGGGCAUCUGGGAUGUGAAGAGCCUGGAGUCUGCUAUGAAGAAUUUGAAGAUCGUGUGAGCUGAGCUGUACACCAACGUUCCUAUAGGAACAUGAAGGAAUCUGCUUCUAUAUUACAAAAACCUUUUUGGCUGUAUUUUAUUCAAGUAUUUCUUUACACACAAAGUAAAACCAUCAGUUCUGUUCCAACAAUGUGUGUAGUCUCUCCUAGGCAUUUUGCUGGCUCAUUUGAUUUGUUGCUUUAUAGGAGGGGCUGACCUCAGGUCUGCAAAUGGUACUCAAUGAGUUCUAUUAAUAUUUUUAAAAGAGCUCAAUGUGAGCUGAAUGCUUUAAGCAGCUUUUACACGCUUUAACCACAGAGAGCGGCUUCACUGCUUAUAUUAAAAGCUUAUGCUGGACAUAACAUGCGUUUAAUAAAUGAUUGCUGUAGAAGUGGGCCAAAACUAGUGUGUGUCUCUGUGUAUGAACGCUUUUACAGCUUUUCAUUUAUAUUUCAUUCUAUUCCACCAUAUAACUUUGAGGUUAUGGUAUCAGUUGUGUUCAGUAUUUUAGAUAUCAUUAGAGAUUAAAUGAAAUGAGUUUC